AUGUUUUCCAAUAUCGAUCAAACCAAGUUAUUUGGAUAGCAAGUAGUUUCGAGUAAUCUUUUUUCUUCUUAGCCGAAUACUGAAAUCACUUCAACAUCUAAAGGAGGAUCAUUCGGCUAGCUGGCAGCAAUUCAAAAUUAAAAUAGUCAACAAAUAAAGGAUGACAUAUUAUUUGUUAUUGAACUGACUCCCAUAUUUCUAGAAGAAUCAUUUCAACAGAAUAAAGGGCACAAUUAAUACGGCUAAACGAACUAAAAUAUGUUUAGUUUCAACAAUUUGCUAAUGAAAUUUGGAGUUAAGAUAUUUGAUCAGGAUGGAAAAUGCUCAACAUAGAUGAACCCUUUCAUUCCAUUUUCAUAACUUUAAAAUAUGAAGAUUGAAAUUAGAAAGAAAACUGUUAUAGCUAAUGAAGAUUCUCAUCAAUUUGAAAAAGACUCAAAGUAUUGCAUAGACAUUGACUAUUCAACUCCAAAAGAUGCCAAUUAGGAUUUUAAAUAGAAAUUUCUCUCAACCUCAACUACUUUUGAAAACAAACAUAAACAAUAGAUGAUCCAAUUUAAACCUUUAAAAAUGCUAAAUAAAAUGUCUCAUUUGAAAACUAAUCAACUGGAAAACUAUAGCCUAAUAAACUUAAAGUUCAAGAAAAAGUAAAUUACCAUUCAUUAAAGCUAUUAGUCAAAUUUGAAAUCCUAUGACUAUGAAGAGCAGAAAUCAGGAAAAAUACUAGUUUAUGAAGACGAAGAAACUAGUAUUGAGGAUAAAUUGUCAUCAACCAAUUAAGUAAAAUAAAAUAAGGAGCUUAAUCCUAGUUAAGCUGAUGUUAAGGUAACUGGAUAGAUUAUGGAUUAAUAGAAAAAAUCUGUUUCAGAUACUCUUUGA
This is a messenger RNA of Stylonychia lemnae, 879 nucleotides long. The record is from the annotation of a GenBank genome assembly. Lineage: Eukaryota; Ciliophora; Spirotrichea; Sporadotrichida; Oxytrichidae.